AUGCCCCAGCCCAGCCGCUUUAGUUCCAUUCUGCGUCCAUUGGGUCUGAUCUGGCUGUCUGUCUGCUUACACUGGGAGACCCUGAUACAAGCCAUCCGUCAUGAUGGUCUAAGAGCACUUGGCCAUCCACAAAAAAUCCAAGAUGCCGCUUCAGCAAAGUUACUCAGCAUAACUUCCAGUGGCUUUAUUGCCUAUGAAGAUACGACCAUUGUUCCCUCGCUUGUCCAGGCAGCUAGCGGGGUUGUUCUGGACCUCGGUCCCGGGCCGGGAAAUCAGAUCCAUCGAUUUGAUAUUUCUCGUGUCCAAAAGAUUUAUGGCGUUGAACCGAAUUCCCAAUUCAACAACACCAUCAAUUCUCUUUUGGACAAACAUGGUCUGCAAGAAAAAUAUAAGCUCAUAUCAUGUGGUAUUGAAGACAGCGACAUUUUGAGCAAAGAGGGAGUAACAGAGGGCAGCUUAGAUACUGUGUUAUGCAUCCAAGUCCUAUGUGCCGUGAAAGAUCCAAAGAGCGUCAUGAAAGAGGUGUGGAAGCUUCUCAAACCAGGCGGCAAAUUUAUCUUCUGGGAACAUGGAUGGAGCAGAAAUCGUUUGACGACCGCAGCGCAGGGUAUGUAUUAA
Messenger RNA from Penicillium olsonii, 618 nucleotides. NCBI's taxonomy places the organism in Eukaryota, Fungi, Ascomycota, Eurotiomycetes, Eurotiales, Aspergillaceae. The record is from the annotation of a GenBank genome assembly.